Messenger RNA from Desarmillaria tabescens, 957 nucleotides. Its product is annotated as beta-lactamase/transpeptidase-like protein. NCBI's taxonomy places the organism in Eukaryota, Fungi, Basidiomycota, Agaricomycetes, Agaricales, Physalacriaceae. Bases 1 to 957 code for a protein of 318 amino acids. The record is from RefSeq and is a predicted model, not a curated record. The transcript has 5 exons.
AUGCGCUCAUGGGUCCUAUUUUUCCUAGCAUUAACUCCUGCUGUAAUCUGUGGUCUUCCUAGAACUCCGAAACAGGCCUCCUUUCAGGUGCAAGCGGAGAAUAGGCUGCUUAGCCCAGAUAUCGACGACCUCAUUGAAGCCGUAUUGGCGGAUUGGAAGUCACCUGGUGGAUUGGGUGUAGCCGUUGUAAAGGGCGACGACGAAGGCGGGUGGCAGGUUGAGACGAAAGGAUACGGGUACGCGACGCUGAAUGGGAGCAAGGUGUCAGAGGACACACUCUUCUGCAUUGGUUCUAACUCCAAGUUAUUCAAUGUCCUUGCGACUGGCCUUCUUAUUUCCAAUAACAGCCUCGCUCCAAGGGUUUCCUGGGACAGCAAGAUCGCGGAUAUUGUUCCUGAGUGGGAGUUGAAGGAUCCUGUCGCAUCUACAAGGAGUACGAUUGUCGAUUUGAUGAGCCACCGUACGGGUCUCCCUAGGGAUGAUUUAAUGUAUGCCUGGGCGGAUGAUAUACAUUCUUUGCUUGCUAGGUUCAAGUUUCUCCGGCCAUCGACAGAGUUUCGCGAUAAAUGGCAGUACAACAACAAUAUGUACACAUUACUGUCAUAUUUGCCGACAGUGGUGCUACCGUCAAGGACCCCGUACACACAAUAUGUCAAGGAACAUAUAUUUGAUCCUUUGGGUCUCAGUUCGACUACUUUUUUCGGCAACAUCGCUCUGGAGAGCGGGAACUUGGCAGAAGGCAUAUCCCGGGACAAGGUCAACAGAACGGAGGAUUUAUUUGGGCAAGGCACAUUGCGUUCGAUGCCUUAUUGGAUUCCGGUUGAUGGAAACGACGGAUCGCUGCUAUCUGGUGCGGGCGGCGUGAUCAUGAAUGCUAGAGAUGCUGCGACGUGGCUACAGACACUCUUACUGAAUGGCAGAAAUCCUCUGACUAACGAGUCCAUCAUUCCACCCUGA